GUAGAGCAGCACACACUCUUACUAGUGCUCUCAUUUUAACUGAACUCCUGUUUACUCUCCGGCUCUCACUCAGGAUUCAUCACUCUACAUGGUCAAAGGGUUGGCAAGGAAUGAGCAGAGCCAAAACAACCACUGCCAGCUGUAGGAGGACAGGUGUUUCCACCUGAGAAGACAACGGGAAGAGGAACUACAGUCACCCUAGCAGGGGUGCCUCCUGUUUACCAGCAAACCCAUUUACUAGUUGUCCAGUAGUUCAUAGCAGGCCACACACACACACUCCAUCAUGCUGCAGCAGAUCUUGGCAGACAUGUACGUGGACCCUGACAUCCUGGAGGCCCUGAAUGAGGAGCAGAAAAAGACCCUUUUUCUGAAAAUGAGGGAAGAGCAGGUGCGUCGAUGGAAGGAAAGAGAGGAGCAAGAGGAGCAGGAUGGAAAGAAAGACAAGCCCAGGCCAACGAAAGCUUCUUAUAAGAAAGUGAGCUGGCUGCUAGGACGGGAUGGAGACGUACACGUCUGUGUUAUCGGGGAGACAGACGAGUAUAAAUCACACAAACUUAUCCUGUCUGAACUCAGGCAGCAGAACCUGACCAACUUUAGCAACUGUGACAGACCUCAUACUACUGGACCUUCGAAAAGCAGCAUAUCAAACCAAAUAGACCAGUCAGACAAUACCAAGCCAGGAAUAGAACUACUGCUUAAAAAAGCAGCUGAGUUAAAGGAAUUAGAUGCACAGAAAAAGGCCACCAGUUCCAUUUACUCCCAAGAGGAUGAAACGAACCAAGAAAACAACUCCGACUCCUCAAACUCUUCAGAUUUCCUGGACAGCCAAAGCAAAGAUUUGCAAAGACCUGAAGCUCGCAAAACAGAGAGAUACAUGUCUAUAGCUGAUAGACUGAGCCAGCGGGCUAUGCAGAGAGGAACCCGGCAGCCACUGCCUGUCUUCGAGAUGCCCUGCUUACAAGUACCAGCCCCAACACAAGAAAAAGAAGUGGUAAAUGAGCAAGGGAGCAGCUCUUCCAAUGGAAGCCGUGUGGCUCAGCUCAGGAGCAACUUCAACACGCCGAAUGCCAACAAACCUACACUGUGCCCCAAGCCACCUAUUCCUGUUAAACCUGCUCAUCUGAUAGCUGCUGCCUCUGUUAGAUGAACACACAUGUAGAUAAACCAGAUCAGAACAGUGAGCAUCAGAUCUUUAAUAAUAUACAUGUAGCGUAAUUAAACAAUAAUGAAGGAAGCAGAGGAAUUGGACCAUUUUAGAGCUGGUCAUGUAAAUAGUGUAGAACAACCAAUGGAUUCUCAUGGAGUACAUGUAAUUAGAUUAACUGUGGAACCCGGGUCAUCUUGAUUGCUUCAUUGUGUCCACCGGUGGUCCACUAAACUUCUAGCGUUUUUAUAUCAGCGUCUUUGAUUUUACAAUCACGAAAGUGAACAAAGACCAAAGUUGUUUUGUACUUGUUAUUGAAUGUGCUUUGUACAUAUCACACUAUCAAAAAUACCAAUAAA
Trichomycterus rosablanca is the source of this 1503-nucleotide messenger RNA. RefSeq lists its product as uncharacterized. Bases 284 to 1147 code for a protein of 287 amino acids. The record is from RefSeq and is a predicted model, not a curated record. The transcript is spliced from 6 exons. Gene Ontology annotation, cellular component: cytoplasm. Lineage: Eukaryota; Metazoa; Chordata; Actinopteri; Siluriformes; Trichomycteridae.